UCGUACCGCUUUCAGUCGCGGCUGACUCGUCGUUGAGGUCGUAUCAGCGUAUGUUAGAGUUGCAAAGUGCAUCGAUUCAACGUGCGCGUGCUUUCUCUCGCUCGCUCUCUCUCUCUCUCUCUCUCUCUCUCUUUCUCUCUCUCUCUCUUCUCUCUCUCUCUCUCUCUUUCUCUCUCUCUUUCUCUUUCUCUCUCUCUCCCAUAUCUUUCGCACUCGCUGUCCCGUAUCACAUUUGCCUCUUCCUACACACGCUCUCCUGCUCUCUCGAAGAGCUACCGUCCAAAAGGAGCGAGCUACCGCUUUAUAAGACUACGGUCCAUCCGGUGACUACUUAUGUUACGCGUGCAGUUAGACAGCAAACAUCGCGACAGGACGAAGGACCGUAUUCGGCGAAGGCGGUGAACGGUAAGAGCAAGAGCCCGCCAGAGAUCACACGACGGACACAACGGCGUCGAGUAACGUAUCGUGUGUCGUAGCUGUCGGUGCCGCCGCCGUUACGGCCGCGGGUUCAGUGUGUGCGCGAACCACAGUGUGCAAUAUCCUUCCGAUUAUCGCGUCCGGUCCCUCGCGCCACGUCCGGCGCGAGCGCUUGCGCGCCCGUAUAAAAUCACGAGAGGACACGGCUUACCUCUGCCCAGCGAAAUUCGGCCGGAGCAAACACGGGGAAACACGCCGUCGUGACACGCCUGCCAGAUACGUCGAGCGGGAUAUGGAUUGUUCGAAGAACAACAUACGUCGAACACUGGACCGUUUCGUACCGAGCAAAAAUGAGGACACGAGGUACAAAUCGAAUCGUUGCGUGAGCGGGGGCGGUAGCCGCGGAAACGGUGCGACUGGCGGUACCGGGGGCAGUUUAGGUACUGGAGGCGGCGGUCGCGGCAGCGGGGGCGGUGGUAGCCCCGGUAGAGGCAGCGGCGUCACCGGCGGAGGCGGCGGCUGCGGGGGAGGAGGAGGAGGAGGAGGAGGAACAGACGGUAGCGUGGUGCCUACUGCACCAACGACUACCGGCCAUCACCUGCACCACCAUCACCACCACCACCAUCAUCAUCAUUCUACCACCACGACUACCACGACCACUACCACUACUACCACCACUACCACUACCACCACCACCCCCACCGGGGGCACGAGGCAUCACAGGCACAAACUGCCGGCCGGCAAGCAGUGCAACGAGUAUCGCCACCACCCGCAUCCACGUCAUCGCUCCCACCGGGGCAUGAACAUGGGCCAAAAAAUUUCAGGCGGCGUGAAGAGCGUGACGCGCGAGAGCGGAGCCGGAGCGGGCGCUGGAGUAGGCGUUGGUGCUGGCGGUACAAUGAUGUACAAAUCAGUUGUACCGCGUGAAUUGUCGCAGGACUUUUCGAGACCAGCGCGAUUGGACGUACUCCUCGACAUGCCUCCCGCCUCGCGGGAGACACAGGUCCAUCACAGUUGGAACGCCGAUGAUCGUAGUCUCAACAUAUUCGUUAAGGAAGACGACAAGUUGACGUUCCACCGACACCCAGUCGCGCAGAGUACGGAUUGCAUACGAGGAAAGGUGGGAUACACCAAGGGCAUGCACGUAUGGGAAUUGCAGUGGAGCACGAGGCAACGGGGCACUCACGCUGUAGUGGGAGUAGCGACGGCGGACGCGCCGCUUCACAGUGUCGGUUAUCAGAGUCUGGUUGGCAACAACGAGCUCAGCUGGGGAUGGGACCUUGGUAGGAACAAACUCUACCAUGACUCGAAGAAUAACAACGGCGUGACGUAUCCGGCCCUCCUCAAGCCGGAUGAGACCUUUAUUGUUCCUGACAAAUUCUUGGUGGUCCUCGACAUGGACGAAGGUACGUUAGCGUUCGUAGUGGAUGGCCAAUACCUUGGAAUAGCCUUCAGAGGACUCAAGGGAAGAAAGCUACACCCCAUUGUGUCCGCCGUGUGGGGACAUUGCGAGAUCACGAUGAAAUACAUCGGCGGACUCGAUCCUGAACCAUUACCCUUGAUGGAUCUCUGUCGAAGAGUAAUCCGACAGCGAAUCGGCAAACAGAGAUUAGAAGAAAAGAUCAACGACCUGAAUCUGCCGCAAGCAAUGAAGACUUAUCUCCUUUAUCGCGACCGAAGGUAACCACCGAGUGAAUCUCUCAUCACCGGCGAAUACGAGUGCGAACGUCACCGCGCUACAACGUUGUUGGCAUUACGACGCACAGGUGACCGCCCGCUACCCACCCUCGCAUGCCACCGAGCACAGCAGCCCUUUAGCCGCGCGUCUCCGUCAAUCAAGCGUCAUCCGAUGAUCAACAGACUGACACGCAUGAUGCGACGAAGCAUUGAGACGUACACUGGCACUUCGAGAAGACACGCCGAGAGAACGGUGUCGAGAUACCGUAUAUAUACUGACUCAUGGCGUCCGUAUUGGGAUAGACCGCGACGACCGCAGUAUUUAUCGUCGUUAUCAUCACCGUCGGUGAGCUUGGCUCAAUGGCGACUACGUGGUUCGCUCCGUAAAUCGUGAUUGAAGCUAAUUCUUUACAAUAGUAUGAUUUGAACUAGUAGGUGUGAAUUUAGUUAGUUUUUACGUGGUUUUAGUCAAAAAUACAAAAUGCAAAAGGGAAACAUACGUUAUGUUUGUUAUUGUAGGCUAUUGAAAAUAUAAUUUUAUAUUGUUAAUUUAAAAAGAAAUGAUUGCGCCAGGAUGUAGGGCGUAUUGUUAUCUUUUGCAUUGCAAGGGACGAAUAGAGCAAAAUAACUUUCAAGGUAAAAACUUUGAUGUAGAGAGAUAGAGGGGGGAGGGGAGAGGGGAAGAGAGAGAGAGAGAGAGAGAGAGAGCGAGCGAGCGAGCGAGCGAGCGGUUUCCCCGUUUCUUUUUAUUCGCUUUGGAAAAAUACGAGAUGAUGAUAGCGAUGCAUGAUAUAUGAUAUGUGCUGCUUCAACGGGAAGAGAAGAAUCCUCUAGAGACGCGUGGUCGAUGAAGGAAAGCAAGAAAUUACGCGAGAAAACACGGAAAGACCUACAGCGCUUCUCAAUUGGCCAGUAAAAAAUUAGAUUUAAUCAAGCUGAUACGGGCAUAUCGCUUACAACUGACAGUUGAUCGACAGUUAAUAGUGGGCUUGUUGUAUAGUUCAGCUUUAGCUGACAUAUACAACAUAAUGAUGUGGUUGAACAAAGGUUAAAAUGAAUGACUAAGGAAAAGACGAAAAGUGAGAGAAAAAAAGACACACACACACAGAGAGAGAGAGAGAGAGAGAGAGAGAGAGAGAGAGAGAGAGAGAGAGAGAGAGAGAGAGAGAGAAAGUAGAUAAGUGAGUGAUUGACUGUGAGUAAGUGAUAAAGUGAAUGAGUGAGUGAGUGAGCGAGUGCGAGAGAAAGAGUGAGAGAGAGAGAGAGAGAGAUGCGCAGAAAAAUGGCAAAAAAGUUUUUACGAUGAGCACUAGUAACCAGCGAGAGAUGGGAGUUUAUUUGGUUCAUGAGUGGGAUGAUUAAUUGAAUUUGCGACAAAAGUGUGUACAGUGAUGGAAGUCGACGCAGAUUGAGCAGCCACCUUCCAAUAGAAACUCAUUUUUCAAGUAUUUUCUAAGCAUGCUAGGUCUAGUAAAAUAUUGUGCUGUAUGCGUGUGUAUCAUGGAUGGAUAUAGAAGACAAAGAAAGAGCUACGGCGAAGGAGCUACGAGGUGAAGAAAAACAAAGGUUAGCUCUGCCAUAAUCUUCUCUCGCUGCACAAAGAAACGUAGACUUCACAACUGAGCUUCAUAGCGUAAACACGCGAGAAAGUAUGUAGCUGGGAUAGGCAGGGGAUUUUACGGAAUGAAGAAGUCGAGAGUGAAGAAUGCGUUUGUUUUCAAAGAUGGAAGAAUAAGUCGAACUUUAAUGUAUCCGAUAACAAGCGUAAUAAAUCAAUUAAUAACGUGGAGCAGCGGAAGAAUCAAUAAAAAUAAUUAAUAAAAUUAAUUACCUCAUCUAAGUGAAUUAAAAAUAAUAAACGAUAGUUGUUCUACUACUAUCUAGAUAACAUUUAGGAGGAAAUGACUCUUAAGACGGGCAUUGGCAGAAAUUAUUCCAAACACGAAUUAAAACUGUCAGAAUGGGCCGCUAACGUUAGUAAUUAUAAAAAAAAAUAAAAUGAACGACAAGAAGCAGGAGGAGAAAAAAUAACAAAUAAAAUACGAUGAUUAUUAUAAUUACAAUGACUACGACGAUGAGUAAUGAUGCUGAUUAUGACAAUGAGGAGCGACAAUGAAUAAUGAUGCUGACUAUAUCGGGCGUGUAACUAUUAUAUACUAUUAGCAUGACAAUUCUUGCGACUGGUCCUUAAAUAAUACCACGUUUACUCUUACGUUUGUCGCUUAGGUUAAAGGUAAUUCCGCCGACGAUGUCGGCAAUGUCGAUUUGUACAUAGAUAUAUCGAUAAUAACGAUGAUGUACGUAUGUAUUGCACAUUUGCAAAACAUGGAAUAGGCA
Molecule: messenger RNA, 4431 nt
Organism: Harpegnathos saltator (Jerdon's jumping ant)
Lineage: Eukaryota; Metazoa; Arthropoda; Insecta; Hymenoptera; Formicidae
Product: protein gustavus
Exons: 7
Coding region: 710-2101 (463 amino acids)
Biological process (GO): intracellular signal transduction; proteasome-mediated ubiquitin-dependent protein catabolic process
Cellular component (GO): SCF ubiquitin ligase complex
Molecular function (GO): protein binding
Source: RefSeq, a predicted model, not a curated record